Fusarium pseudograminearum CS3096 is the source of this 924-nucleotide messenger RNA. RefSeq lists its product as uncharacterized. Lineage: Eukaryota; Fungi; Ascomycota; Sordariomycetes; Hypocreales; Nectriaceae. The coding region runs from base 1 to 924 and encodes 307 amino acids. The transcript is spliced from 5 exons. Gene Ontology annotation, molecular function: oxidoreductase activity. The record is from RefSeq and is a predicted model, not a curated record.
AUGCCUCCCUACAAGAUCUCCCCGCCUGUCAAUUGCGAUGCUGAUUUCGGUAGAGACCAAUUGAUGGGCAAAACUGUGAUUAUCACUGGAGGAGCCAGCGGUAUUGGAGAAGCAUACGCACGAGCACUACACAAAGUAGGUGCCGUGGUCGUUAUCGGCGAUAAGAAUGCUACCACGGGAGAAAAGCUUUCUUCAGAGCUGUCAGGGUCCAAGUUUGUUCACUGUGAUGCAACCCAGUGGGAAGACCAAGUUUGUCUUUUCAAGGAAGCAGCCCGUCUUUCGCCUUCUGGGAAGAUCAGAUAUGUGAUAGCAAAUGCUGGCUUCACUAAAAGUGACCAGACGUUUACAUUUGACGGGCAUGGAAAGGAACCCCAGAAGCCCGACUUGAAGGUUAUCGAUGUGAAUCUCAAAGGAACACUUUACACAGCAAAACUCGCCAUGCACUACUUUGUGUCUCAGAACGGAACCGAACCACGACAAGAUCAAGACGACACAUGCUUCAUUCUUAUUAGCUCAGGUGCUGGUUUUGUUGAUGUUCCCAGAAGUCCAGAGUACAGUAGCACAAAGUGGGCAGUCCGUGGAAUCAUGCAUGCAUUGCGAAGAACUUCGUUCUAUUACAGCAGUCGGGUCAAUGUCAUUGCGCCUUGGUAUAUCCGGACUAGCAUUCUGUCCAAGGAGCAGUUUGAUGAAGUGGAAACUUCAGGCGUAGAGCUUGCCACCACUGAAGAUGCGGGCGAGUGUGCGUUGCGAAUCUUGAGUGAUAAGAGUAUCAAUGGACGAACUCUGUUUGUCUGUGCACGCAAAUGGGCUCCGCGCGGGUAUAUCGAUCUUGAUAUUGAGGAUUAUCCUGAUAGCCCGUUGCUGCAGGAGAUUCAGGAGGAUCAGAUGAGAAAUGCGCCGGUUGAGUUGGGAUUGUUUCCUUAG